Molecule: messenger RNA, 1081 nt
Organism: Eruca vesicaria subsp. sativa (arugula)
Lineage: Eukaryota; Viridiplantae; Streptophyta; Magnoliopsida; Brassicales; Brassicaceae
Source: the annotation of a GenBank genome assembly
CACACACACACACACACACACACAAAAUGGCGACUUCUCUCUCCGUCUCCAGACUCCUCUCUUCCUCCGCCUUCUCCGUCACCAAACCCCUCCUCUCCCCAUCCUCCGCCACCUUCACCUCCCCACUCUCCUUCUCCCGCUCUCUCUCCCCAAACCUCUCCCUCAAAUCCCCCACCCGCCGCACCUCCACCAUCUCCUCCUCCUUCUCAACAACCAUCUCCGCCUCCAUCUCCGUCGGAGACAAACUCCCAGACUCCACCCUCUCCUACCUCGACCCCGCCACCAACGACGUCAAAACCGUCACCGUCUCCUCCCUCACCGCCGGUAAAAAAACCAUCCUCUUCGCCGUCCCGGGAGCCUUCACACCCACCUGCUCUCAGAAACACGUCCCUGGAUUCGUCUCCAAGGCCGGGGAGCUCAGAUCUAAGGGCGUUGACGUUAUUGCCUGCGUCUCGGUGAACGAUGCCUUUGUGAUGGAGGCGUGGAGGAAGGAUCUUGGGGUUGGGGAUGAGGUGAUGUUGUUGUCGGAUGGGAAUGGGGAGUUUACGGGGAAGCUUGGUGUGGAGUUGGAUUUGAGGGAUAAGCCUGUGGGACUUGGUGUUAGGUCGAGGAGGUAUGCGAUUUUGGCCGAGGAUGGGGUUGUGAAGGUGUUGAAUCUUGAGGAAGGUGGGGCUUUUACUAACUCUAGUGCUGAGGAUAUGCUUAAAGCUCUUUGAUUCGGAUUUGUCUUCUCUGUUUUACUUUUCGUUUGAAAACUUUCGGAUUCUGUGUAUCUUGGCAUCGGAUCUGUAAUGGAAUAAUACAUCGGAAUCGUUUUUUUUGUUUUGUGAACAGUCGGAAGCGUUGAAUAAUUUGGGUGUUACUCUAUUUACGUGUGUUUGACAUUUCACUAUUUGAUUGAUAAGUUCCAUCUUGAGAAAGAUGCCAAGACAAAAGUUUGUGCUAGGUCUCUUUAAUAGACUCUUAGCACAAAAGGAUUUGGUCUCAACAUGAACAAUUUAGCUUGUUUUUACGUAUAUACACAGUGACAUUUGUUUUUGUAUUUCACUUGAUUUCAUAAUAUGGUUCUGUGGAUAGUGGA